AUGAGUGAUUCGUUUUCGAGGAUAACGUCUAUGAUAGACUCUGCGAAAGAGUUCACAAUAGAAACUGCAGUCUCUGCGUCUGCUCGAUUAACUGAUACACCAAGUGGAUCUCGCCCGCAAGAAAUCUCAAAAUUAUUGAAUUCGAGAACUGACCGUGAAAUAUUAAACGGGAUGAAAUGUGUAAUCUCCCUAAUAACAAGAGAAGAAGAUGCAUUGCCAUAUUUUGCUGAUGUUGUUAAAAAUAUAACCAAUAGUGAUCCCAAAAUCAAACAAUUGGUAAUAAUCUAUUUGACGAAAUAUGCUGAGGUUGAGCCUGAUACGGCAUUACUUUCCAUCAAUUCAAUACAGAAAUCAUUAAAUGAUAAAGACCCAAUAAAUAGAGCCAAUGCAAUCAGGUCAUUAUCUGGUAUUAGAAUUGGAUCCAUUAUUCCCAUUUUGGUGUUGAGCAUGAAAAGAACAUCAACGGAUCGAUCACCAUUAGUUCGUGCUGCAACAGCUAUAUCGAUUGGGAAAAUUUAUCAAAUAUCUGGCAGAUCCAAACGACAAAUGAUUGAAUACUUGAACCAAUUAUUAACUGAUAGUGAAGUGAUGGUUGUUGGUGCAGCCAUUAAAUCUUAUGCAAAGAUCAGGAUGGAAUUAAAUGAAGAUAAGCGAUGGGUGCCAAUACAUGGUAACUUUAGACGAAUUUGCAAAUUGUUGAAUCAAUUUGAUGAAUGGACUCAAUCUUAUGUGAUUGAAUUACUUACUGAAUAUUCUCGUAAGUUUUUACUGCGACCUAUUACCGAUGAAAUAACUGAUGAUGAUCUUGAGUUAUUUUUGAUGUCGAUGAAACCAUUGGUGCAAAGCAUUUCAGAAUCAGUUAUUUUAAGUGUUGCCAAGUCAGUUUACCUUCUUGCUCCACGUCAGCUAUUUUGUGAUUUUCAAUUGGAUCUUGUUUUGACAAGAAUGGCUACUUCAUUAAAUCAACUGGAGGUAUCUUUGUUUGUAUUAGAAGUUGUAUCGUUUAUCAGCAAGAGUGACAACUUAUUUGAAUCAUACUACAAGAGCUUUUAUGUAACACCGAGUGACCUGACUGAUGUUGCUAUUUGCAAAAUUAAUAUCCUUUCAGCAUUAUCUAAUCAAGAGAAUUUCAAGUACAUAUUUGAGGAAUUGAAAUACUAUGCCAUUUAUUCAACAAACAAAAGUGUGUCAAAGGAGUCAAUAAAGGCAAUGGGAAAAUGUUCUGGUUUAUCUUUGGAAUGGAGUCAGAAGAUUUUAAAAUGGUGUUUGAAAAAAAUAAAAACGUCGCGUGGAGAAACAUUGAACGAGUUGUUAACGGUUAUACGUUAUUUAAUUCAACAAAAAAGUGAUUCCAAUGACAGUUUAAACAAAACAGAAGUUUUGAAGACAACAUACAAUUUGGCAACCAUUUUGGAAGAUAGUCUGGUUGAAUUGGAAACCGAGGCCCGAGCAAGUAUUAUUUGGAUUAUUGGGGAAUAUACGGCACUAGCUGAAAACUCAUUUGCACCUGAUGUUUUAAGAAAUUUACUUAAACGGUUUGCAGAAGAGGAAGAAGAAGUUAGAUAUCAAAUAUUGGUUCUAGCAAGUAAAAUAUUUGCCUAUGAAAUGAUCAAAAUAAAGAACGAAGGGGGCGACCAAUUCAAGGAUUAUGUGGAAGAGAAAUUUUCCAAUAGUAUUGAAUACAAGAUGUUUCAACAUACAUUGCAUUUAGCCAAGUAUGACUCGUCCUAUGAUACCAGGGAUCGUGCAAGAAUGUUUAGCGUAUUAUUAUCAAGUGUUGAUAGGGCACAGUUGGCAUCUUUGUUCUUGCAAGUUCCUAAACCAGUUCCAUUUGUUAAAUCAGAUGCAGCAGAUAAUCUUAGGCUUAGGGCCAUUGAUAACUAUUUUGAAGUUUGCGAUUGGAGCGAUCAAGAUAAAUUACCACCAAAGUCUAUUCGAACUGAACUCCCCGUGCAGGUUAAUAGAUUAGGCAAUGUUUCAUUUGCCUCAUCCUCAAUAUCCAGAGAGAAAACAAAGUCACCAAGUCCUGUUGGUGAACAUUCCUUUUCAUCACAACAAUUUGCUCAGCAACGAGAAUCAUUGUCUCAAGUUGAAAAGAAACAAGCACUGAGAUAUAAAUUACAAAGUUUGGAUGAGUUUUUUGGUAGUGAAGAUGAUUAUUCAUCGUCGUCCUCGUCUUCUUCAGAAGAGGAGGAAGAGGAAGAGGUCAGUGAAAAAGAGGAGUCUGAUGAAGAAAAGAAUGGAGAGAAAACCGAUAAAGAAACAUAA
This is a messenger RNA of Candida dubliniensis CD36, 2268 nucleotides long. RefSeq lists its product as uncharacterized. Gene Ontology annotation, biological process: intracellular protein transport; vesicle-mediated transport. The record is from RefSeq and is a predicted model, not a curated record. Lineage: Eukaryota; Fungi; Ascomycota; Pichiomycetes; Serinales; Debaryomycetaceae. The transcript has a single exon. Gene Ontology annotation, cellular component: membrane coat. Bases 1 to 2268 code for a protein of 755 amino acids.